UAUCAGCUGGUGAGGAAGUAUCUGGACUGGGGAGUGAGUCCACAAGCAGCAGCCUGAUGUGGGGUGCCAGAGGCUGAGAGGAGCAGAAGGGCAGCUGCGUCUGGCAGCGGGGAGGUGCAGAGAGCCUGUACUCAAGCAGGGUGAGGCAGGCAUCCAUGCUUGAGGGCACUUCUCACCGGAAGUCAGAACCACGUAGGAAUGAGCAGAGGGACCCGAAGGAGGACAGCCUGGUGUGACACCUUGGCAGUUUGAGAGGAGAUAUUUUAAAGAAAGAAUAACACACAUCUUCUGAGGGCAGGAGAAGAUUUCUUCUCAACAUGUUUUCAGAAAACAUUUAUAUUAACACGAACUUCGAAAGUAAAAUUGACUCCUCAGACAUCAGCACAGACUCUUCAGCUCCUCAAAAGAAGAGCGAGUUUCAGAAAAAUUGUUGUAAAUUCUCCAAAAUUCUCCUGACCUCACUCAUAAUAUAUUUCCUGCUGCUGACAAUCUUAUUCGCCAGUGCUCUGAUCACACUGUUUACAAAGUAUUCUCAGCUUCUUGAAGAAAAAACAGUUAUGAAAGAACUGAAUUAUACUGAAUUGGAGUGUACAAAAUGGCAUUCACUCUUGGAAGACAAAGUCUGGAGCUGUUGCCCAAAGAAUUGGAAGCCAUUUGGUUUCAAUUGCUACUUCACUUCCUCUGACUCUGCAUCUUGGAGCGAGAGUGAGCAGAAGUGCUCCAGCGUGGGUGCUCAUCUGGUGGUGAUCCACAGCAAGGAAGAGCAGGAUUUCAUCCCCAGGACCCUGGACACCGCAGCUGCUUAUUUUAUAGGGCUGCGGGAUGAAGGUCACAGACAAUGGCGAUGGGUUGAUCGGACACCUUACAACGAGAGUGCCACAUUCUGGCACAAAGGUGAGGCCAGCAGUGACAAUGAGCUAUGCGUUAUAUUACACCAUUGGUAUAAUAGAUGGGGCUGGAGUGACGCCUCUUGCAGUAAUAAACAGAAGUCAGUUUGUCAGGUGAAGAAAAUGUACUUAUGA
Molecule: messenger RNA, 1022 nt
Organism: Acomys russatus (golden spiny mouse)
Lineage: Eukaryota; Metazoa; Chordata; Mammalia; Rodentia; Muridae
Product: C-type lectin domain family 4 member A-like
Exons: 7
Coding region: 318-1022 (234 amino acids)
Source: RefSeq, a predicted model, not a curated record